GCACGCUGCAUGCACACGAGACAUUACGCGCAACGACCAACAACACACCACACCACACACAACACCACACGCAACAAUGAGUGGUGAGCAGCAGCAGCAGCAGCAGGAGAUGGCUGCCAUGCUGGCGGCUUGUGACAAGCACAAGCUGCCUGUAAGACAGCGUGGACAGGGGCCGCCACCCCCUGAUGCUUCAUCGACAACAACGACAACAACGACAACAACGACAACGACAACAACAACAACAGUCCGCAAAGGCGUCGCUCCCAUCAAACCAGAAUUCAUUCUGCCGUGGGAUCCAGACCUUGCAGCUGACAAGAAGGACAUGCGUGGACAGCACAGGAAACGUGUCAAGAAGACAAAGAAGAACAAGACCAAACUCUGCCUCGCUUUUGCAAAGAGUGGAGCGUGCUCGUAUGGAGACAAGUGCAAGUUUGAGCACGACUUUGACAAGUAUCUACAGACGAAACCACCAGACGUAGAUGCGCCCUGCCCCUUCUGGGAACGGGAGGGCGGCAAGUGUCGCUUCGGCAUCAUGUGCCGGUUCUACAGCUCGCACAAGACACUCGCCACAACAACAGAAACCACAGAAGCCACAACUACCACAACAGCACCGGCGGGUGACUUUGAUGUGGCAAAGGCAAAUACGGUGCACACCGACAUUGACAUCAACGAGACGAACGACAUCAGCAACGACCUGCGCCAGCGCCUGCGCCGCUUCAAGUAUCCGUUUCCAAAGUCAGAGGAGUACAUGGUGCUGUUUUCCCGCGCAAACACGGGUGCAGAAGCACGCGAGGAGGUCGAAGAGAAGCUCGUCAGUGCUAUCGCUGACAAGGAGCGCAAACAGAUUGACUGGAAGGACAAGCUGUACCUUGCGCCACUGACGACGGUCGGCAACCUCCCCUUCCGCCGGCUCUGCAAGCGCCUCGGAGCAGACAUCACCUGCGGCGAGAUGGCCAUGGCGCGAAACUUGCUCGAGGGCCAGAAGUCCGAGUGGGCGCUGCUGCGGCGGCACGAGAGCGAGGAUGUGUUUGGCGUGCAGAUCUGCGGAAACCACCCGCGCCUCACCACCAAGUGUGUGGAGCUUCUCUCAAACGAGACAGACGUCGACUUCAUCGACCUCAACUGCGGGUGCCCGAUUGACCUUGUCUUCAACCACGGCAGCGGGUCUGCCCUCCUUGCAAGGAAGCGUCGUCUCGGCGAUAUCCUCAGAGGCAUGAGCUUUGCAUCGCGCGUGCCGAUCACGGUGAAGAUCCGUGCUGGCGUCACCAACACCUCCUGGACGUCGCACACCCUCAUGCCCAUUUUCCGCGACGCAGGCGUCUCCCUCGUCAGCAUCCACGGGCGGAGCCGGCAGCAGCGGUACGCGCGAUUGGCAGACUGGGGCUAUGUGCGCAAGUGCGUGGAGGAAGCAAAGGGGCUUCCCGUGUACGGCAACGGAGACAUUCUGUCGUUUGAGGAGGCGAUGCAGCACAAGGCGACAACCGGCGUGUCGGGCCUCAUGCUCGCCCGCGGCGCCCUCAUCAAGCCCUGGCUCUUCACAGAGAUCAAGGAACAGCGCCACUGGGACAUCUCUUCCUCCGAGCGGUUUCAGUUCCUCAAGGACUUUGCUGACUACGGCCUCACCCACUGGGGAUCAGACCAGCAGGGUGUUGAGACGACGCGGCGGUUCCUGCUUGAGUGGCUGUCGUUCACGUACCGCUACAUCCCCGUUGGGCUACUGGAGCGCCUGCCGCAGCGCAUCAACGAGCGCCCACCCCGAUUCCACGGCCGUGACGACCUCGAGACCCUCCUCGCCAGCCCGCACAGCACCGACUGGGUCAAGAUCUCGGAGAUGCUGCUUGGCCCACCGCCUUCGAGCUUCGAGUUUGUUCCGAAGCACAAGGCCAACAGCUACGACGACACCACGCCAGAGUAGUCAACCGCGCACGCGCGCGCGCACACACACACACAGUGUGUGUGUGUUUGCAUUGGUGUGUAGUUGAAGUCCUGGAGGUUCCAUGUGCCAUUCAUUGUUGCGUUUUGAUUUCAUCACAGCUCUAUUGUCACGGAAAUACAGACCAGACACACAGUCAUACAUUGCCAUGCAAACCACUCGUGUACGCACGUGUACGUACGCGUGCAUGGUGUGGUGUUCACGAUUGUACGGGCCGAUUUGCAUAGUCCUGUGAUUGGCGGUGGUGGUGGUGGUGGCGGUGGUGGUGGCAUGCGCGU
Salpingoeca rosetta is the source of this 2211-nucleotide messenger RNA. RefSeq names its product DUS3L protein. The record is from RefSeq and is a predicted model, not a curated record. Gene Ontology annotation, molecular function: metal ion binding; RNA binding; flavin adenine dinucleotide binding. Gene Ontology annotation, biological process: tRNA processing. NCBI's taxonomy places the organism in Eukaryota, Choanoflagellata, Craspedida, Salpingoecidae. The transcript has 11 exons. Bases 77 to 1915 code for a protein of 612 amino acids.